Gasterosteus aculeatus aculeatus (three-spined stickleback) is the source of this 1182-nucleotide messenger RNA. RefSeq names its product four and a half LIM domains 5 (gene fhl5). Lineage: Eukaryota; Metazoa; Chordata; Actinopteri; Perciformes; Gasterosteidae. Gene Ontology annotation, molecular function: transcription coregulator activity. Gene Ontology annotation, cellular component: Z disc; nucleus. The record is from RefSeq and is a predicted model, not a curated record.
CCCCCCCAGUGGUCACCUCUAAUCCUGCCUCACCCCUUUUCCUCCCUCUGCCUGGACUGAUCCUGCAGACUUCAGCUCCAGCCUCACCCUCGCCCCAUAUCGACGCAGUUCAGGAAACCAAACGACAAUGUCCAUCAGCGAGCGAUUCGACUGCAAUUACUGCAAAGACGCCCUGCUGGGGAAGAAGUACAUAAUGAAAGAGGACAAACAGUACUGCCCCAAGUGUUAUGAGAACCUGUUUGCUAAUAACUGCGAGGGCUGCUCUUUAGCAAUUGGCUGUGACUGCAAGGACUUGUCUCACAAGGAUCGCCACUGGCACGAGGAGUGUUUCAAGUGUGCAAAGUGCAGCCGCUCUUUGGUGGAAAAGGCCUUUGCCGCCAAGGAUGAUUUGUUACUUUGCACCGAAUGCCACGCACACGAUUAUUCCUCCAAGUGCACCACUUGCAAGAAAACCGUCAUGCCAGGAUCCCGCAAAAUUGAAUACAAGGGGAACAGCUGGCAUGAGACCUGCUUCCUGUGUCACCGCUGCCAGCAGCCAAUAGGAACCAAGUCCUUCAUCCCAAAAGACACCGGCUACUUCUGUGUGCCCUGCUUCGAGAAGCAGUUCGCCUACCAGUGCUGUAUUUGUAAGAAGGCCAUCACAACGGGUGGAGUUACCUACCAAGACAAGCCGUGGCACCGCGAGUGCUUUCUAUGCAUCAGCUGCAGGAAGCAGCUUUCGGGUCAGCGCUUCACCUCCAAGGAAAACUACCCGUACUGCCUCGAGUGCUUCAGCAACCUGUAUGCAAAGAAGUGCGUGGGCUGCACCAAGCCCAUCACCAGUCUGGCAGGGGCCAAGUACAUCUCUUUUGAGGAACGCCAGUGGCACAGCGAGUGUUUCACGUGCAUUCAGUGCUCCGUGUCGCUGGUCGGACGCGGCUUCCUCACCGAGCGCGACAACAUCUUGUGCACCGACUGCGGCAGAGAGAAGUGAUGUUUCCAUGAUGCUUAAUCCCAAUGACAAAGAGUGCUUCUGUUCUGGUACAGAUAUUGUGUAUCCAUGGAAAUGUCUACUUUGCAAACCUCUUAUAUAAACAAACUCUCAAUGUCAAGUGCUUAUUUUGUUGUUGUACAUAACCAUUCGAUCCCUCACAAUGUUGCCAAGUUGCCAUUCUUAUAUUGUUAAAAUUAAAAAAAAAUAAA